GCAGCUAUGGGAACCCAUAAUCUGUCUCUUUCUCCAAUAAUGCCAUAAAACCCAUUGCUCAAAUAUCAAAGAUCCAUCGUCAUUUUCACAAUGGCAAUGGGUUUACUCUGCUCCAUCCUCAACCUAUGGAACGUUUAUUCUGCUGCAAUAAUCCUCGUCUUCUGGAUGGCCGCAUGUGGAGCAUUAGCCUAUUAUGCGUGCAGGCCUCCAAGGAUUUACAUGCUUGGAUUCUCCGCCUUCAAGCCCGGGGACGACCGGAAAUGCAGCUACGAACUCACCGAAUACUUCGCACUGCGAACGGAGAAAUUUAAUGAAGAAAGCAUGGAUUUCAUGCGCCGGAUUUAUCUGAAAUCCGGCAUAGGCGACGAAACAUACAGCCCGCCAUUUCCUUUCAGAGACGAAGAAGUUGAAGGCCUGAAAAUCGCCAUGGAGGAAACAAGCGAAGUGAUGUUCGGUGCCGUGGACGCCGUUUUCUAUGACACCGCAAUUUGCUCCGCAGAUAUAGGAAUCGUCGUUACCACCUGCAGUAUGCUUAGCACUGUUCCCUCCCUCACUUCUCUCAUAAUUAACCGCUACAAGAUGAAAGAGGACGUGAAAUGUAUAAGCUUGGCCGGAAUGGGGUGCAGCUCUGGAGUGACAGCCAUUAGUGCUGCGAGUGACAUGCUGAGAUCACAGAAGAAAGGGACUUAUGCUCUGGUUGUCAUUACCGAGAACAUAACCCUAAAUACUUAUUAUGGAAAGGACAGAUCCAUGCUGGUCACUAAUUGCAUUUUUAGGGUUGGAUGUGCGGCUGUGAUUUUGUCCAAUAGGUCAGGAGAUCGAGCUCGGUCUAAGAUGGAGCUGCUCUUUUCCCUGCGUACCCACAAGGGGGCAGAUGAUAAAUCUUACUGUGCUGCCUUUCAGAGUGAGGAUGAGGAAGGAAUUGUUGGGAUGAGGCUGACCAAGGAUCUUAUUAGGGUUGCGGGUGAAGGUCUGCGUGCUCAUGUAACUUCCUUGGCUCCACUCGUUUUGCCUUAUUCUCAGCAGCUAAAAUAUGUUUUGUCUUGGGUGGCCAUUGUUGUUUUGAAGAUGGAGAUGAAGCCUUUUGUUCCUGAUUUCACAACGGCGUUUGAGCAUGUGUGUCUUCAUACGGGUGGAAAAGCUGUGAUUAAUGAGAUUGCUCGGAGCCUUCGGUUGAGUGAUUAUGUUGUGGAGCCCGUUCGUAUGGUUCUUCAUAGAUUUGGGAACACUUCUAGUAGCUCUGUGUUUUAUGAGCUGGCUUAUUUUGAGGCUAAAGAGCGGAUUAAGGAGGGGGAUAGAGUUUGGAUGAUUGCUUUUGGGACUGGAUUUAAGUGCAGUAGUAUUGUGUGGAAAGCUCUCAGGGAUUUCUCGUCUAACUCGGUUACUAAUCCCUGGGUUGAUUGUAUUCAUAGGUAUCCUGUUAAAGUUUAGCUUUGUGGAUUUCAAUGGACAUGUUAUUGAAUAAGUUAUUAGGUAGGUUCUUUGACUAGACAUGGCGUGGAAUAAUGAGCGUUAAACAACAUGGUUUACCUUCUGCCCUACCUGUGCAUGUGCAACUGCAGGUGGCUGUUUCCCUGAUAUUUUGUCUGAAAGGUACAAUUAUUAAAAAUACAGAGCAUUCAUUUGUAUGAAAGGGGCUCUGGCUCUGCAUAUUUUGUUUGAAUAAGAGUUUGCCUAUGUUUGGGUAAAGUACAAAGGUUAAUUGAUUGAUUGAACGCCUUGUAUCGUUAGUCUCUGCUGAGGCGAGUUUUUUAUGCAUUUAGUUCUGAAUUAUCCAAUAAAAAAUUAAUGAUAUUUGAUGAAA
Cryptomeria japonica (Japanese cedar) is the source of this 1804-nucleotide messenger RNA. RefSeq names its product 3-ketoacyl-CoA synthase 1. The coding region runs from base 91 to 1431 and encodes 446 amino acids. The record is from RefSeq and is a predicted model, not a curated record. NCBI's taxonomy places the organism in Eukaryota, Viridiplantae, Streptophyta, Pinopsida, Cupressales, Cupressaceae. Gene Ontology annotation, biological process: fatty acid biosynthetic process. Gene Ontology annotation, molecular function: acyltransferase activity, transferring groups other than amino-acyl groups. The transcript has a single exon. Gene Ontology annotation, cellular component: membrane.